GAAGAAAUGAAAAAUCAUUUACAAAUAUAGGCCCACUUUUUCUCUCCUUCACAUAAUUCUCUCCUUCCCGUGAAAAGGAAAGGUAUUCCGGCGACUAUUGUUACACUCAUUCUAUUCUUGUUCAACUACGCCAACAACUCCGAAGAGUGAAAGGAAGAAAAAGGUAUCAAAAUUUGACAAUUUUUGUUUUUCUAUCACAUUUGGAAACGUGAAGAUGAUAAUGGUGAACGGAUUAUGCGCGAUUGUAUUAAUUGGUUUUUGAUGUGUGAAAAGGGAAAGGUGAAUUAGGUGUGAAUGAAUUAUGAAUGCGCUGAACUUGAUUUUCUUUUCAAAGCAUUGAUUUCUGUGAAUUUGCAUGUAUUUCUGUGAUUAAGAAGUUAGGCAUUUAAAGGAUUCUGAUCUAGACACGCAAAGCGAGUAGGUUUUUAAAGCUCUGAGAAUUCAGCAGAAAAUGACAAAAGAAUAUAAUUAAGCUGUAGAGAGAGAGAGUUUUACAGUAGAAGAAGUAGUACCUGUUUUGGUUGUGGUUGUGGUUGAUAGACAUGCCUUUUCCGAUGAAGGUUCAACCGAUCGAUUCUUCAACAUACAGAGAAUCGAUCAAAAAUGAUGCAGUAAAGCCUUUGCUGAAAUCACGACUUAAAAGGUUCUUUGAUCGGCCGUUCCCUAGUGUUUUACGGAUUUCGUCGGCGGCUGAGAAGCCAGGUGCCGCCGGCGCUGCUAAUGAUGGACCAGCCGCUGAGUUUGAGCCGAAUUCGGUUUCUUUAGACAAAUUGGUUCAGAAUUUCAUAGAAGAGAACAAUGAUAAGCCGUCUGCCGCUAGAUUUGGCCGUAAAUGCAAUUGCUUUAAUGGCAACAACGAUAACUCCGAUGAUGAGUUUGAUUUCGACUCUGUUACCAACUCCUCUUCGUUUGGGGAUUCUUCCGAUACUCUCAAGAGCUUAAUUCCCUGUGCAAGUGUUACCGAGAGGAAUCUAUUAGCUGAAGCUUCAAAAAUCUUCGAAGAGAACAAAUCUUGCAAGCGUAAGGACGAUUUGAGAAAAAUUGUCACUGAUGAACUUUUAGCACUUGGCUAUAAAGCUUCAAUCUGCAAAUCCAAAUGGGAAAAAGCUUCUUCUACUCCUGCAGGUGAAUAUGAGUAUAUUGAUGUGAUAGAGGAAGGCGAAAGAGUGAUACUCGACGUAGAUUUCAGAUCUGAAUUUGAAGUAGCGCGAUCGACGGGAAGGUACAAAUCAAUUCUGCAAUUGCUCCCGUUUAUCUUCGUCGGCAAAGCCGAUCGGCUUCUGCAAAUAGUGUCAAUCGUCUCAGAAGCAGCUCGACAAAGCUUGAAGAAGAAAGGUAUGCACAUCGCUCCAUGGCGCAAUCCGGAGUAUAUGAAAGCCAAAUGGCUCAGUCCCUAUACUAGUAUCGCACCUGCUGUGGAAUCAAACGCCGCUGCUGAGAUCACGGAGUCGGAAAGUGAGUACGGUGAGUUAGACUUGAUUUUUUCUGAUAAAACGCUACCGUUAGACUCCGAUCAAACAACAGAUCCGUCGGAGAAUACUUCCAGCGAGGAAGAGAAGCCGGUGAUGAUGACGUGGCAACCUCCGGCAGUGAUGCCAAAGAAAACCAAAGUGGUUGUCACUGGAUUGGCUUCCCUUCUCAGGGAAAAACCCUAAAAGAUUUUGUUAAUUCUAACAUUGUGAAUCUUUUGUUUUGUUUAGCGAGUAAAAAUUAUAAAUGUAUUAAGCUACAUAAUUGGAAAUUUAGAUAGAUGAACGGAAACUGUUUUUUUCAUUUUCCGUUUCCGUAUUCUGCUCAUCUUUGAAAGGGUACUGUAAUAGAAUCUAGAACCAACCUCUGUGCUGUAAUGAAAAAGUAAAGAAUAAAGAAUAUUAUUCUU
Solanum verrucosum is the source of this 1879-nucleotide messenger RNA. RefSeq lists its product as uncharacterized. Lineage: Eukaryota; Viridiplantae; Streptophyta; Magnoliopsida; Solanales; Solanaceae. The record is from RefSeq and is a predicted model, not a curated record. The coding region runs from base 543 to 1655 and encodes 370 amino acids. The transcript has 3 exons.